GCGGAGCGGACCGGCUCGCGCGCUCACGCUCUAUCAGCACCGCUCGGCAGCUCGCUCUCGUUUCCUCUCAGGAGCGUUUUAACCUAAACCCGCGGAGCAGCGAAGGCUGGCACUCGGCUGCCCGGCACCUCCUCCAGCGGCGGAUGGCAGCGGCAGUGCGUGAGAGGCUCCCCGGAGGGUCUGCGCUUCUCUCCGCCGCUCUCCCCGCUCGCCUCUCCGCCCGGACCGAACGGCGGCUCCUCUGAGCCUCAGUCACUCUCUCAGUUCUGUGGACGGUUUACGGUUUAACGGGCUUUUCUGCGUUUCUCACGUUGGGAGAAAAAGCUGCGGGGCGGCCCUCGUGGCCGAGAUGCCACUGUGUGCCCUGCCAGUCGGCGGUGGAUCCUGAGGGGCAGGAGGUGCCCACCGAGUGCAGGGGGCAGAACGCUAAGCACUGCGACUACGAAAUGAACCUAUGCUGGAACGAGAUCAAGCGCAAAUCCCACAACAUCAGGGUGCGACUGGAGGCCUUCUCAGACAACAGCGGCAAGCUGCAGCUCUCCCUGCAGGAAAUCAUCGAAUGGCUGACGGCCAAAGACGAGGAGCUGUCCGAGCAGCUGCCCAUAGGGGGCGACGUGGGGGCGGUGCAGCACCAGCGGGAGUUCCAUCAGGCCUUCAUGGAGGAUGUAAAGUCCAGGGGACCAUUCAUCUACUCGGUGUUGGAGUCUGCCCAGGCCUUCCUGGCCCAGCAUCCUUUCCAGGAGCCUGAGGAGACGCUGCCAGAUGGCAAAGAGGUGUCGCCGAGGCGGCGAAUGUUGAACGUGAGCCGCUCGGUGUGGAAGCAGGCCAACGUGGCCAGCGAUCUGUGGGAGAAGCUGACGGCACGCUGUGUGGACCGGCACCGGCACAUGGAGCGUACACUGGAGAGGCUGCUGCAGGUCCAGGCAGCGAUGGAGGAGCUGGCUGGAGCUCUGGAGCAGGCUGAAGGAGUGAGGGAUGCCUGGGAACCUGUGGGAGAUCUCUUCAUCGACUCACUGCAGGACCACAUAGAUGCCACCAAGCUGUUUAAGGAGGAGUUGUCUCAAGUCAAGGAGGGCAUGAAGCACAUCAAUGACCUCGCCCACCAGCUAGCCAUCUCCGACGUGCACUUGUCUAUGGAGAACGCCCGCGCCCUGGAGCAUCUCAACAGCAGAUGGAAGCUGCUGCAGGGUUCCAUUGAAGAGCGCCUGAAGCAGCUGCAGGAUGCCCACAGAGAUUUUGGCCCCGGAUCACAGCACUUUCUCUCCAGUUCCGUGCAGAUACCUUGGGAGCGUGCUAUAUCCCCCAACAAAGUGCCAUACUACAUCAACCAUCAGGCCCAGACCACCUGCUGGGAUCAUCCAAAGAUGACAGAAUUGUACCAGGCUCUGGCGGACCUGAACAAUAUCAAGUUCUCUGCGUACCGGACGGCGAUGAAGCUGCGGCGAGUGCAGAAAGCUCUGAGAUUGGACCUGCUGAAGCUGACCAGUGUGACGGACGUGUUCCGGGAGCAGGAGCUGCAGCACGGCGAGUACGUGAUGGACGUGGUGGAGGUGAUCCAUGCCCUGACCGCUCUGUAUGAAAGACUGGAGGAGGAGAGAUCUGUACUCAUCAACAUCCCUCUCUGUGUGGACAUGUGCCUCAACUGGCUGCUCAACGUCUAUGACAGCGGCCGGAACGGUAAGAUGCGGGUGCUCUCCUUCAAGACGGGGGUGGUGAGCCUAUGCAAUGCAGAUGUGCAGGAGAAAUACAGAUAUUUGUUCAGACAGGUGUGUGGUCCAAACGGACUGACGGAUCAGAAGCACCUCAGUCUGCUGCUCCAUGAAGUUAUUCAGAUCCCUCGCCAGCUGGGUGAGGUAGCAGCCUUCGGGGGGAGCAACGUGGAGCCCAGCGUCCGGAGCUGCUUCCGUAUGGCCCCGGGGAAGCCAGCUAUCGAGGUUUCUCACUUUCUGGAGUGGAUGAGUUUGGAGCCGCAGUCGGUGGUGUGGUUGCCUGUCCUGCACCGCGUGACGGCGGCCGAAUCUGCCAAGCACCAGGCGCGCUGCUACAUCUGUAAACAAUGCCCCAUCAAGGGCUUCAGGUACCGAAGUCUGAAACAGUUUAACGUAGACAUCUGCCAGAUGUGUUUCCUGACCGGACGAACAACCAAAGGCAAAAGGCUACACUACCCCAUAAUGGAGUACUACACCCCGACCACCUCGGGGGAGAAGAUGCGGGACUUUGCAAAGACUCUUAAGAACAAGUUCCGAUCAAAGCAGUACUUCAGCAAACAUCCUCAGAGAGGCUACUUGCCGGUGCAGACGGUCCUGGAAGCCGAGAGCGGCGAGACGCCUUGUUCUUCUCCCAGGCUGCCGCAUGCGGAUACACACAGUCGGAUUGAGCAUUUUGCCAGCAGGCUGGCAGAAAUGGAAAGCCAGAGUUGCUCCUUCUUCACUGACAGCCUCUCUCCUGAUGAAAGUCUGGAUGAAGAUCAGUACCUCCUGCGUCACUCCAGCCCCGCCCUGGAACAGGACUCUCCGCCCGGGCCACACCUCCUCGCCCACCUCGACUGCCACAACAAGGAGGAGCUGCAGCAAACGCUGGCGCGGCUGGAGAACGAGAACAGGAUGCUGCAGGGCGAGUACCGGCGGCUGAAGUGGAAGCACGAGGAGGCGGCGGCAGCUCCGCAGCUGGUGGAGGGCGGCGCGGGAUCGCCGGCGGGUCAGCAGGACGAGGAGCUCCUGGCCGAAGCUCGAGUCCUGCGGCAGCACAAGACCCGCCUGGAGACCCGCAUGCAGAUCCUGGAGGACCACAACAAGCAGCUGGAGUCGCAGCUCUGCCGGCUCCGGGAGCUGCUGCUGCAGCCCAAAGAUGAUUCUGAGGCCAACGGAUCAGCGCCAUCCUCUCUGUCCUCACCUGUGUCUGUGAUUCACCUGAGGGGGCCAUCCAGCAGAGAGACCGCCGACAUGGAGGCUGCAGGAGAUGAUGAUCUGGACGUGGAGCAGGACACGGUGCUGCAGCUGCAGGAGGUGAUUGAACAGCUGAGGAACGUCUUCCCGUCAGAACCGGUCCAGUGAGGACCCUCAACCACUAGAGAGGAGCCUGUAGUUUCACAGGUGCCAUAAAGCUCAUCUAAUCAUGGGUUUUGCAAGUCUGGAGUAUGCAAGACGGACAGAAAUGCAGACAGACAGAAAUGCAGACAGACAGAGAGAUGGGCUCAGCAGGGCAGAGGGUUCACUUCCCUGUCCUCACUGAUUCUGCUAUACUGCAGUGAAGAGUUCCUGACUGAUAACUAACCAACGUCCUCCUGGUGCCAAAGGCCAGCCAGCGCUCGAUCCGUCCGUCCACUGUGCUAACCAGCUGCCUGUAGUAACGGCAGGCGAGUGUGGCUUCUUCACUACAGCACAACCACCUCUCAGCCAAUCAGCACAGAGAGGAGAAGAGAAGCCCCUUACCUGUACCUGUACCUGUACUUAUACCUGUACUUAAUACCUGUACUGACAGUAUAUCCUGUGCCAGCAGCUUCAGUUCAGUUCAUUUUCUAUUUUUAAUCAUAUUUAAGUUGGCUUGGAAAAAUCUAACUUACUCUUCUUACUUCUUUAUUAUUAUUAUUAUUAUUAUUAUUAUUAUUAUUAUUAUUAUUAUUAUCAUUAUUAUUAUCAUUAUUAUUAUUAUUAUUAUUAUUAUUAUUCUGUGUUAAGAAUUUAAUCACUACUAUACCCGUGCAGUUUACAUACAAUGUUUUUUAGGCUUGGACAUUUCCCCAUAGGAAUCCAUUCAAAACUGUCCAUAAACUUUUGUCAAAAAUGACAAAAGGCUUUACAGGUCACAAUUUGCUUGGACGAUAAAUUUGAAACAUUUUAGAAGAUAUGCUCCUCGAACAGAUACAAUUUACGGUUUUUGUUAAAUUAGCGUAUAUUUACUCCACGUAGACAUGAAUGGUCAGCCAAAGUAUUCGCACACUGGCUGUCAAAAGUAUUGGUAUUACAUCAUUUAUACAAAAGUGUUUGGACAUGGCCAUAUUAGCCAGCAGCUUUUAAAUGUCCAGUUUUUAAUCAAACGUUUUUCGACCCAGCUCUGUCAGACAAACGUAUAAGCAUUCCAACAUUUAAUGGUCGAAUUAUGAUUAUUAUUAUUUUUUUCAAUUAACAUACAUUUACUCCCCAUAGACAUGAAUGGUGGGCCCAAGUUUUUGCACACUGGUAGCCAUAUGUAAUGGCAUUCCACCAUUUAGCCAAAUGUUUUUGGACACUUCUCUCUCAGACAAAAGUUUUUGGACACUUCUCUAUCAGACAGAAGUAUUGGCUGUCCACAAUUGUCCAAAACUUUUUGGACACCACUAUAUUUGCCUGCAUCAGUCGCAUUCCACCAUUUAGCCAAAAGAAUCUGAAUAUAUUAGUCAGCAUCCUUCGCAUUCCAACAUUUAACCAAAUAAUUUUGGACACUUCUCUAUCAGACAAAAGUAGUGUCAUUCCACCAUUUAGCCAAAAGUUUUUGGACACUGCUAUAUCAGACAAAAGUACUGGCAUUGCAUAAUUUAGCCAAACGUUUUGGACAGUCCUCUGUCUGCCAGAGUAUUGGCAUUCUACCAUUUAUCCAAGCGUUUUUGGAGACUGCUAUAUCAGACAAACGUAUUGGCAUUCCACCAUUUAGCCAAAAAUAUUUGGACUUUAUCAUUUAACCAAACGUUUUUGACCAUAUUAGUCAGCAGCAUUCACUUUCCAACAUUUAACCAGAAAUAUUUGGAUAAUGCUCUAUCAACUUAAAGUACAGGCAAUCCACCAUUUAGCCAAAAGUGUUUGGACAGUUCUCUUUCAUACAAAAUUAUUUUUUGGACACGACCAUAUUAGCCAGCAGCACUUCUCUAUGAGACAAAAAAAACAUUUUGUUGGGGUUCAACAUUUAAACUUUAACAGCAGUUUUUACACUGCUUAGCUGCAGCCUAACAUUGCAGUGCUUUAAAGGCCUUAACAGAUUUAAGGUGGCAAUGAAUAUAAGGUGGUAGUAAUGGAUUUAAGGUAGCACUGAAUUAAAGCGGUUUAUUUUCCAAGCCAACUUAAAGUCUGUUUAGGAACAGUUGAUUUUUUUUUUUUUUUUGUAAUGUUUACAGCCAUCUUAUGCAACAUUGGCGUACAUCACAUCUCUCAAACACACACACACACACACACUCAUACUCAUAGCGAAUACAGCAGGCCGGGCCAGGCCUCGCGUGGCCUCUGUUCUGUGAAGAAGCAGAGGAACAGAUUGCUGGGAGCCAGCGGGACAGGCAAAUUUGCUCUGUAGGGUUGUGACACAUGAACGGCAGAGGCCAUCAUUUAUUCAAUACAGCCAUAGUGCUGUAUUUGUGCUCUUGAUGGCUCCCAGUCGCAACUCUGUCCUCCCUCUGCCUCAAUCUUUCUCUCUCUCUCUCGCUCCCUCUCGCUCCCUCUCUCGUCAUAUAUUUGCCCCUCAUGCCUCUGUUAUUACGAAUCACUUACUCUCACUCACCCGCAGAUGCAUCACGUUCAGCUCACGUACAAAAGACUCUGCGAUGAGAUAAGUGCCCCGGUUUACAGCGCCGCUGCUUUCCUGGCGCAGGGGGGCGGGGGGUGGGUGGGGUGGGGGGGUGCUUGGUGUGCGUCUCCUGGCGAGGCAGAUUUGUAGCUCAGCGCAGCGCGAGCUUUGUUGUGAAAGCUUCUGCUGGAGAAAUGACAGGCCUCCGCUGUGCCACGCGCAGAAGGAGGGCAACCCCGGGCUACAGCAGCAUCAGCAGCAGUGGAGGAAUGGGUCUGCGGGACUGCCUGAGAAACCAAACCUCUGAACCACAGUUGGGGGUGACACACUUUAGGCACUUUAGACACUUUAGCACAGCGUUCUUUGCUUUCUUUACGUUUUUUACCUGUCAAAGAUACACAGAGUGACACUUAUAAACUUAUAAAGCAGAGCUAAAUCUAACCUAAACUAACCCAAGGAUGCCCAAAGAUAGAACUCGAACAUUCAGCAAUGUUCACCAUCGCUCCAUAAAACUCUUCUUCCUAUCAAUCAUUGUAUAUUCAGUACCAGACAAAGAUUUGCACACACCAACAUUCACAUUCUGGAGAAGCAUUAGCAUUACCCGCUAACCGCACUAAGCGCUAGCUCCUUUGCCAUUCAGAGGUGAGUACUUUGGACUGUAAUCUGCACGUUUUCCGUGUUAAAAUAAGUUACAUGGGAUGAACCGCUAGCUAAUAUCACCCUGGCUCACUCAAGUUUCCUCAGUGUAGCACUGUUGGGCGGCAUUAGCCACUAACUGAAGCUAGCCUUAGUGGAAAUCUGCAAAUUUAAGCUUGCGGUAAAUAAACGGAAGCGCUUUACUCACCCAAAUAAACAGUUUUCAGGAGAGAAAUCUGUGUAGAUAGCUUUUAUCGCUCGUUUGAUUUUAAAAGAAAUACAUUUUGGUUUACUUAUCAGAGCUUAUCUUUACAAGUCUCACCACCCUGUGAUUUAGAAGUAAAACAUGGCGACACCCGUUUUCCUUACUAGUGUUGCAUAGUGCGCCUUAUAGUGCGAAAAAUACAUUACUUACUUAUACACUUACUGUUAAUAAAAUAGCUGCACCCAGAAGGAAUCAACCGACAAAAAUAAAACUGGGAUGACGAGGGAUGAGCAGUCGUGACAGACUUUCAGCAGAUCAUCUUCAGGAACGUGUCCCGACUUUGUCUUAGUGAAGACGACCAACAAAUCCGUGUGUGGAGACACUGUGCUGUGAUACCUCACAUUUCGUACAAUACCGGAUCACCUUUGAUCUUUAUUAUAGGUGUUCUUACAGCUCAACUUUACAGUACGUUAAUAAUAAGGUCCUGCAGCCUAUUCCAACAGGACAAUGCUCGUCCACAUGCUGCUGCCAUUUCCCAAGAGCUUACCUUACUUACCUUAAAGAGAUAGAAGACUAGAAGAUGCUGUGUCCUGUCUCUGAUUCAAUCUCACGAAGAAAGUCUUGAAAAUCCCUAGGAUGCUAUUGGACGCUCUGCAGGAACUGAGCAUCAUAACGUGAUGACAUAAGCAUGCUCUGGGGAAAGCCAUCAACCAGGCCUGGUGUGAGUACAGCCUCAGAUCACCUCUCUCUCUCUCUCUCUCUCUCUCUCUCCCCCUCUCUCUUUCACCCUUUCAUCUCGUCCGUCUUCUCUGCUCCACAGUUGUCAGGGAGGAAAUUGAGGAGCGAGUGAUGCAGGAUUAUUUUACAUUAUGGUUCGGGAGGCGGACAGCGGACUGAUCCCGCUCUUUUGUGAAAACACAGAGGAGGAAAGAGUUUUUGUCGAGCGAUUUAUUGGGGGCUGUCAGAUUUCUAUGAAAAGAGGCUGCAGCUCUAGAGCAGAGAGAGAGAGAGAGGAAGGAAGGGGGAAGAAAAAUGGGAACGCCUGAAAGAGAGAGGAAAAAAAAAGAGAGAGAGGGAGCGAGAGAGAGAGAGGAAGAGCGAUGGCAGUUCAGAGUAAGAGAUUGGCUGCGUAAAUAUUCACUCGGGAGGGUUCGGCUGUAGCAGCCCUGUAGGUGUCGGAUUUUCUGAAAUAAAGAGCAGAAACAGCGAAAGAGAGAGAAUCCAGAGCCCGAUCCCAUUUCUAAUUUGUACCCUACCUCUUAUUUUCCCCGUUGGAACAGAGUUAACUACAAGAAAAAGAGUUGAAAUAAUAAUAAUAUGAGAAAACCUUCAAUCACCCAAUACAGAUACAGCUCUGGAAAAAAUAAAGAGAGCACUUCAGUUUCUGAAUCAGUUUCUCUGAUUUUACUAUUUAUAGGUUUAUGUUUGAGUAAAAUGAACAUUGUUGUUUUAUUCUAUAAACUACAGACAACAUUUCUCCCAAAUUACAAAUCAAAUAUUACAGUCAUUUAGAGCAUUUAGUUGCAAAAAAAUGAAAAAAAGAUGCAGAGAAGCUUUCAGACCUCAAAUAAUGCAAAGAAAACAAGUUCAGAAAUCAAUAUUUGGUGGAAUAACCCUGUUUUUUAGCACAGUUUUUUUCAUGCAUCUUGGCAUCAUGUUCUCCUCCACCAGUCUUACACACUGCUUUUGGAUUUAAACUUUAUGCCUUUACUCCUGGUGCAAAAAUUUAAGCAGUUCAGUUUGGUGGUUUGAUGGUUUGUGAUCAUCCAUCUUCCUCUUGAUUAAAUUCCAGAGGUUUUUAAUUUGGUAAAAUCAAGGAAACUCAUCAUUUUUAAGUGCUCUCUUAUUUUUUUUUCCCCCAGAGCUGUAUUGUUUUAAAGCAGUGGAGCGCUAAAGUUCAGCAACCCAACUGCUGCUGGUUAACUGGUUAACUUUAGCUUUUUUGGCUGCAUCAUAUAUCUUUAGAAAGAGGGAAUGCAAAGGAUGCAGCAAUUAAUUGUUGUUGUCAUUGUCCAUUUCUUUAUUUCUCUGUGAUGGGAAGCUUAAAUUAGCUUUUAUAAGCUUUUAUUUUUCUAUUCCACCUUAAAUGCUUAAAUCUGUUGCACCAUUUAAGGCGGAAUAAUAAAGUUAGUUAGUUAGCUAGCUAGCUACUGGGAUGGAAUACUAG
Messenger RNA from Astyanax mexicanus (Mexican tetra), 8477 nucleotides. It is a transcript of the gene drp2, whose product is annotated as dystrophin related protein 2. NCBI's taxonomy places the organism in Eukaryota, Metazoa, Chordata, Actinopteri, Characiformes, Acestrorhamphidae. Gene Ontology annotation, cellular component: plasma membrane. The record is from RefSeq and is a predicted model, not a curated record. The coding region runs from base 447 to 3053 and encodes 868 amino acids. Gene Ontology annotation, molecular function: zinc ion binding; protein binding. The transcript has 23 exons. Gene Ontology annotation, biological process: synaptic signaling.